AUGAGUAAUAGAGAUGAUAUUCAGAGUUUGACGGGGUCUGAGCUUACUGAGCCACUUGUUCGUGUUUUACGUAUUGUGGAUAGUGAAGACAGAGCUGCCGUGGGUUUUCUUUAUCAAGCUAUUUAUAAGGCUAGAGAAGAAAUAGUGAAGAGGUUUCAGAAAAGAAAAAAGGUUGCUGAUCCUUAUUUGAAGAUUUUAGAUACCCGUUGGGAUGCACAACUUAAGAAAAAUCUUCAUGCCGCUGGUUAUUGGUUGAAUCCAGCUUUUCGAUUUAAUGCUGGAGAAUUUGAAAAGCACAAACAAACGACUUCUGGCUUGUUGGAUGUCAUUGAGAAAUAUGCUUAUGAUGAUCCUGUAUUGAAUUCUAAGCUGACAAAUGAGAAGAGGAUCUUUAGGAAUGCUAAGCAAGAUUUUGGAAGACCCUCUGCAAUACGUGAACGAACCACUGUUAUGCCAGAUCAAUGGUGGGAAUCUUAUGGUUGUGGAGCACCAAAUUUGCAAAAGUUGGCUAUUCAUGUUUUAAGCCAAACUUGUAGCUCUUCAGGUUGUGAGCGUAACUGGAGUAUUUUUGAACACAUUCACUUAAAGAAGAGGAAUCGGUUAGAGCAUCAAAAACUUAAUGAUCUUGUUUAUGUUCAUUACAACUUAAGGUUACAACAAAGGAACCAAAUGAGAAAUCAAGUUUAUGAUCCAAUUUAUCUUGAUACAUUUGAGGAUCAUUCGGAAUGGAUACUGGAAGAUUCACCACCAUUUUUAACUCCUGAAAAAGUUGAUGCUUUACGAAAUGAUCUUGCAAAUAUGUCUCUUCAAUCACCUUUAGAUGAUUUACAUCAAUUGGAUUUGGAAGAUGAUCGGGAUGAUGAUGGAGCUAAUAAUUCUAUGGAAAAUGCAAAUCAAAAUGAAACCAAUCAGGAUGUAGCCCCACAUUUGUCAGAUGAAGAGCAACUUGCCAACUUCAAAAUCACUCCUUGGAUUUAG
Molecule: messenger RNA, 978 nt
Organism: Arachis ipaensis
Lineage: Eukaryota; Viridiplantae; Streptophyta; Magnoliopsida; Fabales; Fabaceae
Source: RefSeq, a predicted model, not a curated record